CACUGUCGACACUGAGCUAACCACAGAAGGCGCCCGGCUUGGCUCGGUUCAACACUGAGAAGGUUUAGCUGCAAGUCGUUAGAUGUACUCUGAACCGUCGUGACAGGAAGGACCGACCUAAACUCUGGAUUUAUGUGAAGUAGAAUCUACAAAUAAUGUUAAUGUGUACUCUUUGAGGUAGACACAGCUCUUAUCAGGACCAGAGGAGUGAGGCUUUGAGGGCGGAACUGUCGCUGUGACACAAAAAGCCCUCCCUCCCUUCUGCCCUCUGUUCCCUGCCAGCCAGUCCAUCUCUCCUCUGGAGGAAAAGGCCAGUCAGCGUGGGGGGCCUAUGUCAGAGAGUGGGGGUGACGGCCGGGAGACUCUCCUGACAACAACCGACUCCAUCUGGGAGGUUAACAACAGGAGAGGAGAGCCCUCCACUCCAAAAGUAACAAACACACUCUCGCUGUAACAGUGCAGAGAGGCGGUUUCGAUACAGAAGGUUCUCUGGAGGUCGGGUGGACGUUGUGAGUGGGUUUUUGCCUGGAGGAACACGCAGUCAUGUCUCCCUUUCUGCGUAUCGGAUUCUCUAAUUUUGAGAUGGACCCGGGACUAGCGUACCACGAGGAGGUACUCAACCCUUACUGUGCUGUCUACAUGAAGGAGGCCAUCGACACGGAAAAGGGGCAGGUGUACAAGCAGAAGAAGGCCACCAUGUACCCUCCCUGGAGCAGCACGUUCGACGCCCACGUGCACAGGGGGCGCGUCAUGCACGUGAUGGUGAAGGACCGCACGGCCGAACUCAAGUCAGAGGCCACGGUGCAGCUGGACUCGCUGGCCUCACGCUGCAAGAAGGAGAAUGGCAAGCUGGAGAUCUGGUUGGAGCUGAAGCCUCAAGGGCGUGUCCUGAUGGAGGCAAGAUAUUACCUGGAGAAGAGUGAUGCUGCAGGUCACAGCGAGGCUGACGGGGAUGGCGAGAGGGAGGGAGAGGGCCUCUUCGCCCUGAACCAUCGUCGCGGGGCCAUUAAACAGGCUAAAGUCCAUGUGGUCAAAUGUCACGAGUUCAGCGCCACCUUCUUCCCUCAGCCCACCUUCUGUUCUGUGUGCAAAGAGUUUGUCUGGGGUCUGAACAAGCAGGGCUACCAGUGCAGACACUGUAACGCGGCCAUCCACAAGAAGUGCAUUGACAAGGUCAUCGCCAAGUGCACGGGGUCAGCCGUCAACAGUAAAGAAACCCUGAUCCACAAAGAGCGCUUCAAGAUUGACAUGCCCCACAGGUUUAAGGUGUACAACUACAAGAGUCCCACUUUCUGUGAGCACUGUGGAACCCUGCUGUGGGGCCUGGCCAAACAGGGCCUCAAGUGUGAAGAGUGUGGUAUGAACGUCCAUCACAAGUGUGAGAAGAAGGUGGCCAACCUCUGCGGGGUCAACCAGAAGCUGAUGGCUGAAGCUCUGGCCAUCAUCGGAAACAAGCAGCAGGCCAGGAGUUCAAGAGACAGUGAGAUCAUUGGUCGAGAGGGGCCUGUGGGCGUGGGCCAGGCUGGGGUGGUCCGGGAACCUUCCGGUCUCCAGGAGGUGCCUGCCACAGCAACCACCACUGCACGCAAAGAGGGCCAGGGUGUGGGGUGGGACACCCCAGCAGACAUGGCCCAGCCUAUCCCAAAGGAGGACUCUGAGCCCCUGUACGCCGUGCCCCGGAAGGAACACCAACACAAGUUCACCAUAGACAACUUCAAACUGCACAAGAUGCUGGGCAAAGGCAGCUUCGGCAAGGUGUUUCUAGCUGAGCUGAAGAGCACCAACCAGUUCUUUGCAGUAAAGGCCCUGAAGAAGGACGUGGUCCUCAUGGAUGAUGAUGUGGAAUGUACCAUGGUGGAGAGGAGAGUGCUCUCUCUGGCCUGGGAACACCCCUUCCUCACACACCUCUACUGCACCUUCCAGACCAAGGAGAAUCUGUUCUUUGUGAUGGAGUAUCUAAAUGGAGGAGACCUCAUGUUCCACAUUCAGAGCUGCCACAAGUUUGACCUGCAAAGAUCGACGUUCUAUGCAGCUGAGAUCAUCUGUGGGCUGCAGUUCCUUCAUUCUAAAGGUGUUGUUUACAGAGAUCUGAAGCUGGAUAACGUGCUGCUGGACUCGGAAGGUCAUAUAAAGAUCGCAGACUUUGGCAUGUGCAAGGAGAACAUGCAGGAGGAGUCACGCACCUCCACAUUCUGCGGGACACCUGACUACAUCGCGCCGGAGAUUCUUCUGGGCCAGAAGUAUGGCAGCUCAGUGGACUGGUGGUCUUUCGGGGUCCUGCUGUACGAGAUGCUGAUUGGCCAGUCCCCGUUCCAUGGUCAUGAUGAGGAGGAGCUGUUCCAGUCCAUCAGGACAGAUGACCCCUGCUACCCUCGCUGGCUCGUCAAGGACGCAAAGGACAUCCUCGUCAAGCUGUUUGUGCGCGAGCCUGAGCAGAGGCUUGGUGUGAAGGGGAACAUCCGGCAGCAUGCCUUCUUCAAAGACACCAACUGGAACGUUCUAGAGAAACGGCAGGUGGAGCCGCCCUUCAGGCCAACUGUGAAAUCCCCCAGUGACUGCAGUAACUUUGAUAAGGAGUUCAUCAACGAAAAGCCCCGCCUGUCGUGUGCAGACCGCGCGCUGAUGAACAGUGUGGACCAAACCAUGUUCAACAACUUCUCCUUCGUCAACCCUGGCAUGGCUCGCAUCAAAGGACCCUGAUCCCCCAGUCCUGACCACCACACAGUCCUACCUGACCACCACCUAGUCCUACCUGACCAGUCUCUCCACCCCUUACAACCAGGCAUGCUGUAUUAUUAUUAUUAUUCUAACAUAAGCCUCACACAUGGCCUACUGUAAGCCUUGUUAAUAAAUGUGAUGAAUAUCUUUCAAUAACAUGUUUAGAUGAGAAUGAGUUACUUUGUUUAAAGACAAGUGUAUAAUCGGAUCCUCACUGUUAACAGUAUUGAAAUGCAUCAUUAUGUCAUUGUUACUGUUACGAUUCAAGUAAAUGAUUAUAGUAAUUGCCUAGUUUACAAAGAAUUUAUGUUUACAUGUUAUUUUAUUACAUCUUAUUUUGUCACUGCACAAAAUGGAUUACUUUAGACUCCUGCAAUGUUAGUUGUUUUUUGGCUACUCUGUAUCAUGUUGUACUGUACAUUAAAUUAGUUUUUUUAUAUA
Osmerus eperlanus (European smelt) is the source of this 3159-nucleotide messenger RNA. RefSeq names its product protein kinase C, theta (gene prkcq). The transcript has 18 exons. Lineage: Eukaryota; Metazoa; Chordata; Actinopteri; Osmeriformes; Osmeridae. Bases 544 to 2700 code for a protein of 718 amino acids. Gene Ontology annotation, molecular function: ATP binding; diacylglycerol-dependent serine/threonine kinase activity. The record is from RefSeq and is a predicted model, not a curated record. Gene Ontology annotation, biological process: peptidyl-serine phosphorylation; intracellular signal transduction.